CGGAUUCUCAUUCUGGAGAAAGUUCCGAAAAUUGUUCACUUGUGUUUAUCAGUAGUAUUAUCAUCGAGUUUUAUAUUGUUUCGCAGGACCCGAAAAAAAUAAUAAUGUCUAAUACCAUUAGAACAGUGAAGGGUUUAGUGGCUCUUGUUACUGGUGGAGCAUCUGGUCUUGGUGAAGCUACAGCUAGACGUCUGCUGCAGAAUGGAGCUAGUGUUGUGAUUUGCGAUUUACCAUCUUCAAACGGUGGAAAAGUGGCUGAACAGUUAGGAGAGAAAUGUGCUUUUGCACCAAUUGAUGUUACUAAAGAAGCAGAUGUUCAAGAAGCUUUAAGAAUUGCUAAAACUAAAUUUCAUAAAUUAGAUAUAGCUGUAAAUUGUGCUGGUAUUGGGGUUGCCACAAAAACAUACAAUUUUAAAAAGGGUGUGCCUCAUUCAUUGGAUGAUUUUAUGAAAGUUGUGACAGUUAAUACAAUAGGAACAUUCAAUAUUAACAGGCUAGUUGUAGGUGUUAUGGCAAAAAACCUACCUGAUGAAGAUGGACAGAAAGGUGUGAUAAUUAAUACAGCUAGUGUUGCAGCUUAUGAUGGCCAAAGAGGACAGGUCGCUUAUUCUGCAAGUAAAGGAGGAAUAGUUGGCAUGACAUUACCUUUAGCUAGAGAUUUGGAAUGUGAAGGAAUUCGCUGUUGCACCAUUGCCCCAGGUUUGUUUGACACUCCACUCUUAAGAGGACUGCCUGAAAAAGUUCGUAGUGAAUUAGCCAAGGAUGUACCUUUUCCAAAGCGAUUAGGUAAUCCAGAUGAAUAUGCACAUUUAGUGCAAUCUAUAAUUGAAAAUCCAAUGCUGAAUGGAUGUGUCAUACGAUUGGAUGGUGCACUGAGAAUGCAACCUUAAUUUUAGCUUCUAAUGUACUGCAGUUGCUAAAUUUGAUGGAAUUAGGGAAAUUUUAGAUGAGACUUUCAUAUAGUCCGAAAAGAGUUUAAAAGUGUACAAAUCUAAUUUUUAUACUGUUUUGUUUCAACUAACUUUUCUGAUUUGUGUAUUUAAAAUAAACUACAUUGGUUUUUU
Uloborus diversus is the source of this 1064-nucleotide messenger RNA. Its product is annotated as 3-hydroxyacyl-CoA dehydrogenase type-2-like. Gene Ontology annotation, molecular function: estradiol 17-beta-dehydrogenase [NAD(P)+] activity. Gene Ontology annotation, biological process: androgen metabolic process; fatty acid metabolic process; estrogen metabolic process. The record is from RefSeq and is a predicted model, not a curated record. Lineage: Eukaryota; Metazoa; Arthropoda; Arachnida; Araneae; Uloboridae. Gene Ontology annotation, cellular component: mitochondrion. The coding region runs from base 105 to 890 and encodes 261 amino acids. The transcript has 5 exons.